This is a messenger RNA of Alosa sapidissima (American shad), 1186 nucleotides long. It is a transcript of the gene asf1bb, whose product is annotated as anti-silencing function 1Bb histone chaperone. Bases 586 to 1179 code for a protein of 197 amino acids. Gene Ontology annotation, biological process: DNA replication-dependent chromatin assembly. Lineage: Eukaryota; Metazoa; Chordata; Actinopteri; Clupeiformes; Clupeidae. Gene Ontology annotation, molecular function: histone binding. The record is from RefSeq and is a predicted model, not a curated record. Gene Ontology annotation, cellular component: nucleus. The transcript is spliced from 4 exons.
GAGGAGGAAGAGACACUUGCUGUUGUCAAUUUACGUUCGUAGAGGUUUGCUGUGAAUGCACUGGCGGGAGAAAGUCGUUUGUGUUGCAAGAAGAUUAUUGUCAUUUAUCUCAGCCUCUGGAACUCGAAAUUACAACCCCAUUGCAUUAUUUUAACGAUUUAGUAACUGUUUAGUGGCAAACUGCGUCGAGGAAGACUAUUUGACCAAAACAACUGCAUCUAGACUGGAACGAUUGGCAAGCCAGUAGGCUAACUUACUAGCUUGCUCUCCAUCAGCCUCUGUUUUUUUUGCUGGCGAGGCACAAGACGUCGGUGUAUGUCCAGCUAAACCUUCGAAACUGUAACUUAUAACCGUUCUAUUGUAUUCAUCUGCAUUUUAACUGGAUAUUCUGCUGUUGUUUGGAGUGGACAGAAAGACACCGGUUUGCAGACCAACCCUCCCUCAUCGCCUGGCUCCGAUAUCCCCGGCUAGCUUGGCUAUCUCACCCAUUCCAGACAGAGGACUGGCUAGUCGGCAGUACAAGGACAUAACGUUACGGCUCAAACUGCUAUUUUGAUUCACUUACGUUAGAAAAGCCCUAAGAUAAUGGCGAAAGUGCAAGUGUUGAAUGUCGCAGUUCUGGACAACCCAAGUCCUUUCGGAAACCCAUUUCAGUUUGAAAUCACAUUUGAAUGCAUGGAGGAUUUACCCGAAGACCUGGAGUGGAAGAUCAUUUAUGUGGGCUCAGCCGAGAGCGAGGAGUACGACCAGGUCCUCGACUCCGUCCUGGUCGGCCCUGUCCCAGCCGGACGCCACAUGUUCGUGUUUCAGGCGGAUGCUCCAAACACAGGGCUGAUUCCCGAGAGUGACGCGGUGGGCGUGACCGUGGUGCUCAUCACCUGCACCUACAGGGGUCAGGAGUUCAUCCGCAUCGGUUACUACGUCAACAAUGAGUACACAGACCCCGAGCUGCGGGAGAAUCCACCUAUAAAGCCAGACUACACACAGCUCCAGAGGAACAUCCUGGCGUCGAACCCGCGCGUGACACGGUUCCACAUUAACUGGGAGGGAAGUGCGGACAAAAUGGAGGAUUCGGAGAACGUGGACCCCUCGCCCAACGCCAUGCUGCCGCCCUCCUGCAUGCCCGGGAAGGCCCCUCCUCUCGGACUGUUGCCAGACAACUCCAUGGACUGCCUGUAAACAAAAA